This is a messenger RNA of Saccharomyces eubayanus, 1524 nucleotides long. RefSeq names its product glucose-6-phosphate dehydrogenase (gene ZWF1). The record is from RefSeq and is a predicted model, not a curated record. Lineage: Eukaryota; Fungi; Ascomycota; Saccharomycetes; Saccharomycetales; Saccharomycetaceae. Gene Ontology annotation, molecular function: glucose-6-phosphate dehydrogenase activity; NADP binding. The transcript has a single exon. Gene Ontology annotation, biological process: glucose metabolic process; pentose-phosphate shunt, oxidative branch. Gene Ontology annotation, cellular component: cytosol. The coding region runs from base 1 to 1524 and encodes 507 amino acids.
AUGAUCAGUGAAGGCCCUAUCAAGUUCGAAAAAAACACAGUCAUAUCUGUCUUCGGUGCGUCCGGUGACCUGGCCAAGAAAAAGACCUUCCCCGCCCUGUUUGGGCUCUUCAGAGAGGGCUAUCUGGACCCGUCCACCAAGAUCUUCGGCUACGCCCGGUCCAAGCUGUCCAUGGACGACCUGAAGUCCCGGGUGCUGCCCCACCUGAAGAAACUGCACGGCGAGGCCGACGAUGUCAAGAUCGAGCAGUUCUUCAAGAUGAUCGACUACAUCGCGGGCAAUUACGACACGGACGAAGGUUUCGACGAGCUCAGAACGCAGAUCGAGCGGUUCGAGAAACGCGCCCAGGUCGACGUCCCACACCGUCUCUUCUACCUCGCCUUGCCGCCAAGCGUCUUCUUGACCGUGGCCAAACAGAUCAAGAGCCGGGUCUACGCCCAAAACGGCAUCACCCGUGUCAUCGUGGAGAAGCCCUUCGGCCACGAUCUGGCCUCUGCCAACGAGCUGCAGGAGAACCUGGGCCCGCUGUUCAAGGAGGAAGAGCUGUUCAGAAUCGACCACUACCUGGGCAAGGAGUUGGUCAAGAACCUCUUGGUGCUGCGUUUCGGUAACCAGUUCUUGAACGCUCCCUGGAACAGAGACAACAUCCAGAGCGUCCAGAUCUCGUUUAAAGAGCGCUUCGGCACCGAAGGCCGUGGCGGCUAUUUUGACUCCAUAGGCAUAAUCAGAGACGUCAUGCAGAACCAUCUCUUGCAGAUCUUGACCCUCUUGACCAUGGAGAGGCCCGUCUCGUUCGACCCGGAGUCCAUCCGUGAUGAGAAGGUCAAGGUCCUCAAGGCCGUCGCGCCCAUAGACACAGACGACGUGCUCUUGGGCCAGUACGGCAAAUCGGAGGACGGCUCCAAGCCCGCCUACGUCGACGACGACACCGUCGAAAAGGACUCCAAGUGUGUCACUUUCGCGGCAAUGACUUUCAACAUCGAAAACGAGCGUUGGGAGGGCGUCCCCAUCAUGAUGCGCGCCGGGAAGGCCCUCAACGAGUCCAAGGUCGAGAUCCGCCUGCAGUACAAGGCGGUCGCCUCCGGUGUCUUCAAAGACAUCCCCAACAACGAGCUGGUCAUCAGAGUCCAGCCCGAUGCCGCCGUCUACCUGAAGUUCAACGCCAAGACCCCCGGUCUGUCCAACGCCACCCAGGUCACGGACCUGAACCUGACCUACGCAAGCAGGUACCAGGACUUCUGGAUUCCCGAGGCGUACGAAGUGUUGAUAAGAGACGCCUUGCUGGGCGACCACUCCAACUUCGUGAGAGACGAUGAACUGGAGAUCAGCUGGGGCCUCUUCACCCCACUACUAAAGCACAUAGAGCGUCCAGACGGCCCAACACCGGAAAUUUACCCUUACGGUUCAAGAGGCCCAAAGGGCUUGAAAGAGUACAUGCAGAAGCACAAGUAUGUCAUGCCUGAAAAGCAUCCCUACGCUUGGCCAGUGACUAAGCCUAAGCCUGAUGCUAAAAAAGAUAAAUAG